CCUGCCUGCCCGGCAGGGCCUCGGGGGCCAUGUCCCUGCUCCCGUGGCUCCGGGCGAACGAGGCGCCGCCACGGCCGUCCCCGCGGAGCCCGGCGGAGAUGGUGCUGGAGACGCUCAUGGUGGAGCUGGCGGGGCAGAUGCGCGAGGCUGAGCGGCAGCAGCGGGAGCGCAGCCACGCGGUGAGGAAGGUCUGCACCCGCGUGGACUACAGCUGGCUGGCCCGCGCGCCGCGGCCCACCUACGACCUCAGCCCUGGCGAGAGGCUGCAGCUGGAGGACGUCUGCGCCAAGAUCCACCCGGCCUACUGUGGGCCCGCCAUCCUCAGGUUCCGACAGCUGGUGGCGGAGCAGGAGCCGGAGGUGCAGGAGGUCUCCCGGCUCUUCCGCUCGGUGCUGCAGGAGGUCCUGGAGAGGAUGGAGGAAGAGGGGGAGGCGCAGCGGCUGACGCGACAGUGGAGCCUGCGGGCCCCCCGAGGCAGCCUGGCCACCUUCAGGAGCCGCGCGCGCAUCGCCCCCUUCGCCAGCGACAUCCACACCAUCUCCGAGGACGUGGAGCGGGACACGCCGCCGCCGCGGGCCUGGAGCAUGCCCGAGUUCCGGGCACGGAAGGAGGACUGAUCCUGCCUCCCCUGCUCGGGGCGGGGCCCCCUCUGGGAGGGUAUGAUACGGCUGGACCAUCCCCAGUCCUGGAACCUCCCCACUCCACGCCGACCCCAUCAGGGCCAAAGCGACCCCCCAUCCCAAGAUAUGCCUGUAAGAAGAGCAAGAGCGACCCCUCCCUGCCCGGCCUCUCCCGCUGACCGCCAGGCCUAGAGUCAGGGCUUGGAGCUGCACGCAGAGACCCUUGCUCCCCUGCGCAAGUCGGCUGGAGCAGCCCAUUCCCGGCCCCGCAGAGAUUUUUGGGGUCUCAGCAGACAAACCACCACCCCUUCCCCAUCUCCUGCUUCUGUCUGAAACAGAAGGGUGACCUUGCCUAUUGCCAAGUCAUGAGUUCUCACUUCAACUUAAGGAUGUCCCAUCACCCCCACUCCCCGGAUAGUGAUGAGGGACGACCCGUUGACUGGUGGUCAUUCUCUGCUGGUGGCUGGCGCGCAGCUCACCACAGCCGGUGGGUCCCAGCCUGGUGGGUGGGCAGAGCUGGAAGGGACCAGGGGUCCACUGUCAACUAGUGAGUGAAGAAACAGGCUCAGAAGGGGGCAGGCUUCUGCCACCAUUAACUGCAGCCAGAUUCCCUUGGGCGGUGAGACUGUUCCCUUACACACGUGUCUCUGCCCCUGAAUCUGUGAGUCCUGGACUGUGAUGGGACAAGCCCAAGGGCUGAUCUCCACCUGCCUGUGGUCUGACCCAUCUCUUACCUUGGCACUCGUGUGGGGGUCUGAAGUAGCUGGGGGCAGAGCUGGGUUGCUAUUACCCCACCCCACAGUGUCAUCAUGUGGGAGGGGCCAGUCCCC
This is a messenger RNA of Dama dama (fallow deer), 1450 nucleotides long. RefSeq names its product RD3 regulator of GUCY2D (gene RD3). The transcript is spliced from 2 exons. Bases 30 to 617 code for a protein of 195 amino acids. The record is from RefSeq and is a predicted model, not a curated record. NCBI's taxonomy places the organism in Eukaryota, Metazoa, Chordata, Mammalia, Artiodactyla, Cervidae.